CACUUUUCGAAUUUUCGCCCCAACGCUCAUCGGCUUUUUCUCCCCUUGAUAACUGCAACCUUCCAUUCCAUUGUCGCAAAGAUUGCGUCCCUUGUCCUUGGUGGAGCUCCGACUCUAGACUAUACCCAGUUGGAUCAGCCAUCAUUUACUUGUUGAGUCCUUAUCUUUCUUUCUCUAUCCUUCCUUUUUGUCGGGGGUAUCUUUGCCAUUUUCUACACAAUGAUCAUUCCCACUGUUUUCCUGAGUCUCCUGCUGGUACUGCUUCAUUGCUCUAGUUUCUGCGACUCCUUCACUACUUUGAGUCGGUCUCGACAAUUCACAAAAGUCAACUAUGGUCUCUGCUUAUUAAAACCAUCCACCACUUGCCUACUCAGGAAGCCGACCUCUCCAAGUGGAUUCUUCAUGGCAGAAGACAACGAGUCCAGCGAAGCAGAAGCACCAGCGAAGGGCGAAAAAGAGUUGGAUGAGGUGGACAGGAGCAGUAUCUUCAAAUCAAUACUACUGGCGGUUCCCCUCUUUUGCAAAUUCAUCAUUGUGCUCGUCAUCAAAUUCUUGACAGAUCUUGUCGUCUUUCCCUUGCUGAUUCUCUAUCGACUAGGACGGCGCACCAAGAGACGGAUCAUGAAACUGUUUGAAAAAAAGAGUGAUGAAACCAGCACCAGCAGCGGUGAUGCACCUGCUCCAUGACAUGCCUUUCCCAUUUGGCUGCGUGUAGUCUUUGUAAAAUUAGUAUUUUAGAUUCUAUACUUAUUGUU
Messenger RNA from Seminavis robusta, 755 nucleotides. The record is from the annotation of a GenBank genome assembly. NCBI's taxonomy places the organism in Eukaryota, Bacillariophyta, Bacillariophyceae, Naviculales, Naviculaceae.